This is a messenger RNA of Microthlaspi erraticum, 843 nucleotides long. The record is from the annotation of a GenBank genome assembly. NCBI's taxonomy places the organism in Eukaryota, Viridiplantae, Streptophyta, Magnoliopsida, Brassicales, Brassicaceae.
AUGACGACGACGACGACGAUCUCCAAUCUUCCAAGAGAUUUACUAGUGGAGAUUGUCUCUAGGGUUCCUUCAAAAUGUAUGAGAAAAGUGAGAUUAACUUGCAAAAAGUGGAACACUUUAUCCAAAAGUCGGAGCUUUUCGAAGAUGCGAUUAGGUAAAGAAGCUUCCUCAGCAAGGCAAGGGGAAUCUCCGAUGGUCGUAUUGAUGGACAACGAUCUUCAUUUGGUGAGCUUCUUCGUAGACAGAGAAAAUCCGUCUACAGAGAAUAAAGGCAAACUUAAUAAAGUCGAGAUAUCUCAAGUAUUUCACUGCGAGGGUUUAUUGCUAUGCAUUUUGAGAAACGAUACCAAAGUUGUGGUUUGGAAUCCGUUUUUGGGGCAAACAAGGAGGAUCGAAACCAGAUAUUCUUACCGGGGAGAGAAGGGAAUGUUCAAAAACAUGUACGUGUACGCAAUGGGAUACGUUAAUAAUAAGAAGAAAUCUCUCCGAAGCUACAAAAUCUUGAGAGAAGAGAAGCUUGCGGUUUUGCUUACACACGACUUAAUAUAUCCAUAUGAUUUUGGCGUAUGGAUUACUAUUAAGAUUGGUCCAGAAGAGGUUUCAUGGAGCAAGUUCUUGAGAUUGGAUACGACGACGACACCUCAUUAUCCGAUUUCAUCUCCUUGUUUCUUCGUUGACGAGGAAAAGAAAGUCGUCAUGGGUUUUGAUGAAGACCGUGAAUGGAAACGCCACACACUUAACAUCGUUGGAGAGGCUGGAUACUUGAGAAAGUUGUUUCUCAGCGGGGACAGGAAAAAAAACAUUGGCCAAGCACACAUGUGUGCUCUUAUGCUCCAAGUAUAG